Messenger RNA from Zychaea mexicana, 459 nucleotides. RefSeq lists its product as uncharacterized. Bases 1 to 459 code for a protein of 152 amino acids. The record is from RefSeq and is a predicted model, not a curated record. The transcript has 4 exons. Lineage: Eukaryota; Fungi; Mucoromycota; Mucoromycetes; Mucorales; Lichtheimiaceae.
AUGUCAAACGUCUCUACGGGUACGGCCCGACUGCCUGGAAAUCUUCCAGUUCGGGCUCUGAAUGCCGUGGAAACGGACAUUCUCGGCCUUGACGACCCGGCCAAACUCUUGGAGCGACUUACUGAAAAACGGCAUGUCACUGCCAGGAGGGCAGAAGUCGACGAGGUAACAUCGAGCUGCCCAGCGAUCUGGAAACCACUUGUCGACAAAAACCAGCUGAUGCUGAUUGAUGACGAACGGAACGGCCCUUUCGAGAAGUACAAGCAAGUCAAGAGCGUUGUGAAUUGCUUGAUUUACAAGUACAAAGACGAAGAGAAAUUCGAAGAAGCAAUCAAGGAAUAUCGCCAACUAGCGGAGGAUAUUUUUGACUAUGGCGGUAUCGGCAACACCGUUGACGGCAAGUAUCAGUGUUGGGUUUCCGACGUCGGUAAUCGACAGCGUAGUUUCCGACCGUCGUAA